UUUAGAUCUUGUGUUUCAGACUUUUAGUAUUACUGAAUUUCAUUUAUGCUAGGCUAGAGCAGUACCUCUGUACUUGUUUGCUUCGUGGCACACUUCAGAUCCGUUGAUUCGGCGUCGUUUUUGGAGAUCUGUAUUUCGUUAUCUGGUAUAGAUAUGAUUGCGAUCAUUGAUCUGCGAAUAGCAGCUUUAAAGCUGUGAUUUCGUUUCAUUUCUGGAGUGAUUUCGAAAUCGUAUUUGCUUGAUAGAGGUGAAAUUGUGCGGACCGAAGAAGUAGGGGAACUGCUCUCAGAGUCUCAGUGCUCUGUUAUAGAUUAGAGACUCGAUGCUUUUAGUGUUUCCAGAUUGCGCAAUUCACGGGCCCUUGCGUCGUCCAACUAGAAUACCUUUUAUCUGAAUUUUGAAUGAUGGCGAGUUAUCUGUAACAGAUAUGAGCUGUCAGCUGUGGUGUCUGGAGGAGAUCCUGUUUUGAUUUAUUGAUCUCAAACCUUAGUUUGAGUGUAACUCAAAAAAUUAGGUUGAGUAUGAGAUUCCAAAUUACAUUAACAUAAAAUUUAGUUAAAAUUCCUUUUUUCUUAAAAAAGCAGUUGUUACUAACUUAUUAACUGUUCGCAUUAAGGCAUUAUGCACAUGACUUGUGCUGAAAAUGUCGCAAAAUUAAUUAAUAAACUAAAUCAAUAAUGAUGCUCGUGCCAUACGACCAUGGAAUAAUUUCAAUGAAACUGGUAGAGAAGUUAAGCAGCUGUUUGGAAACGAACAUGCUUCCGGAUUUGAUUCUGCCACUUAUGGAAGACAAGGUGGAUCUAACUUCUAUACUAUGCAACAUGACAAGGAGGACCAAUGUAGUAGACAAUCGGAACAACAGAGUUGCGCUUUUUGAUGGCAUUGAGGAGGGGGGCAUCAGAGCUCAAUCUCUCUACUCUUCUUCCCAUGAAAUUGAUGAGCAUGAUAAUGAGCAAGCAAUGGAUGGAUUGCAAGAUAGAGUCAAUCUCCUGAAAAGGUUAUCAGGCGAUAUACAGGAGGAGGUGGAUAGUCAUAAUCGCAUGCUGGAUCGUAUGGGGAAUGAUAUGGAUUCAUCAAGGGGAAUCCUUUCAGGCACUAUGGACAAAUUUAAAAUGGUAUGUUGAACAAGUAAUUGUAGUCCCCUUUGGAGAGCGUCUUUUUUUUUUUAAUUAUUAUUAAUUUUAUUCUUUCCUUUCUAUUAUUUCUGCUCUGCUUGUUUUCAUUUUUGUUGGGGUCUUGGGGAUAAAGAUAAGAUAAUGGAUGGGGUAGGUGGAGUUGUUUCCUUUGUUC
Messenger RNA from Arachis duranensis, 1290 nucleotides. Its product is annotated as bet1-like SNARE 1-1. The coding region runs from base 678 to 1124 and encodes 148 amino acids. NCBI's taxonomy places the organism in Eukaryota, Viridiplantae, Streptophyta, Magnoliopsida, Fabales, Fabaceae. The transcript is spliced from 4 exons. The record is from RefSeq and is a predicted model, not a curated record.